AAUCAACUUUGCAGCCUUGUCUUUCAUUACUCAGAAGCCAAACCCUACAAAGUACAAACAACACACUUCUCUCUCGUUUCAGAGACUCGCGCUCGCUGGCUCACUCACCCCCUGCUGACGUUUUUCUAAUCAGAUAGAGAUCGAAAGAAUCCAACAAGAUGUUUGGGGUUAUAAGAAGAAGAGUCGCUAAUGGAGGCUUGUCUUCGUCGUCAUCUGCGAUUUUGAGGCAGUCAUUACAAACUAUUCGACCUGCGCCUUCGUCUACCUCUAGAGUCUCCGACGAGAUUUUAACUCAUGCCAGAGGAUUUGAACAUGUUCGGAAAUUCAGUUGCUUUGUUUCUCCCCGAGGCAGGGCAAUUAGUUCAAGGCCCGUGAGAGAAGUUGUUUCCAACAUGGAGCUCGCCUCCAGCAAGAAAACUUGGAGUAGGCCAUUUUCUUCAGACACUGGGGAUUUGGUUGAUGCUGUUGUUCCUUUUAUGGGUGAAUCCAUCACUGAUGGCACUCUAGCAAAAUUCUUAAAGAAUCCUGGUGAUAGUGUAGAAGUUGAUGAGGCAAUUGCUCAAAUUGAGACAGAUAAGGUGACAAUUGAUGUUGCUAGUCCAGAAGCAGGUGUGAUAAAAGAGUAUAUAGCCAAGGAAGGGGAUACUGUUGAACCAGGUGCCAAGAUUGCUGUCAUUUCAAAGUCUGGUGAAGGUGUAGCUCAUGUUGCUCCAUCUGAGAAUAUAUCACAGAAAGCUGCACCUAAGCAAUCUGCUUCUCAAACGAAGGAUGAAGAAAAGCAAAAGCCUAAGGUUGAAGCUAGACCUGUCCCAGAAAAGCCUAAAACUCCAGCAACACCACCUCCUAAACGCUCUGCUACAGAACCCCAGCUUCCUCCUAAGGAAAGGGAAAGAAGAGUUCCUAUGACAAGACUUCGGAAAAGGGUUGCAACCCGAUUGAAGGACUCUCAGAACACAUUUGCUAUGUUGACAACAUUCAAUGAAGUUGAUAUGACUAAUUUGAUGAAGCUUCGCUCUGAUUACAAGGAUGCUUUUGUUGAAAAACAUGGAGUGAAAUUGGGCCUUAUGUCAGGAUUUAUAAAGGCUGCUGUCAGUGGUCUCCAGAAUCAGCCUAUUAUAAAUGCAGUUAUUGAUGGGGAUGAUAUCAUAUACAGAGAUUAUGUAGACAUUAGUAUAGCUGUCGGUACUCCAAAGGGCCUUGUUGUUCCAGUUAUCCGUAAUGCUGGUAAGAUGAACUUUGCUGAGAUAGAGAAGGAAAUCAACACCCUUGCAAAGAAGGCAAAUGACGGGACAAUUUCAAUUGAUGAGAUGGCUGGAGGUUCAUUUACAAUAUCGAAUGGAGGUGUUUAUGGAAGCCUUUUGAGUACACCCAUUAUCAACCCCCCUCAGUCGGCUAUAUUGGGCAUGCACUCGAUAGUGAGCCGUCCAAUGGUUGUUGGAGGUAAUGUUGUUCCAAGGCCAAUGAUGUACAUUGCACUCACAUACGACCAUAGGCUAAUUGAUGGAAGAGAGGCAGUUUUCUUCUUGCGUCGUAUCAAAGAUGUUGUGGAGGAUCCUCGCAGGCUGCUCCUGGAUGUAUGAACAUGGAUUCAAUUUGAAGAGUUUUCAGCCAUGCUGACAAUAGAACAUACUAUAUUUGACAAGAAUAAAUACUCUUGAGAUGGAAGUUUUGUUGGGGUUUGUUGUUAAUUUGACCCUAGGAGCUUUUCAUUUGCGGCUUGCCAUGAUUUAAUCUAAAAUGAGGAACUGGCUACAUGUUCUUAUUUUAUAUUUCAAAAUGAUCAGCAAACUGCUCUUUUAUUUUUAUACAUGUAAGAGACUCCAGAUUCUGGCAAAUAGCACGUAUAGUGCCCAUAUAUCAUGAAAUUUAUAUGUAUUUUUGAA
Populus trichocarpa (black cottonwood) is the source of this 1883-nucleotide messenger RNA. Its product is annotated as dihydrolipoyllysine-residue succinyltransferase component of 2-oxoglutarate dehydrogenase complex 2, mitochondrial. NCBI's taxonomy places the organism in Eukaryota, Viridiplantae, Streptophyta, Magnoliopsida, Malpighiales, Salicaceae. Gene Ontology annotation, biological process: tricarboxylic acid cycle. Gene Ontology annotation, cellular component: oxoglutarate dehydrogenase complex. Bases 159 to 1580 code for a protein of 473 amino acids. The record is from RefSeq and is a predicted model, not a curated record. The transcript has 15 exons. Gene Ontology annotation, molecular function: dihydrolipoyllysine-residue succinyltransferase activity.